AUGGCGUCGAUGUCGUCGUCGGAUCACGGACCUAAGACAGAGGCGGGUUGCAGCGGAGGAGGAGUUGGAGGAGGAGGAGAGAGCUCGGAGACUGUGGCGGCGAGCGAUCAGAUGUUGUUGUAUAGAGGUUUUAAGAAGGCGAAGAAGGAGAGAGGCUGCACAGCCAAGGAGCGUAUCAGUAAAAUGCCGCCCUGCACCGCCGGCAAAAGGAGUUCCAUAUACCGUGGAGUCACCAGGCAUAGAUGGACAGGUCGGUACGAAGCUCAUCUUUGGGAUAAGAGUACCUGGAACCAAAACCAGAACAAGAAGGGAAAACAAGGAGCAUAUGAUGAUGAAGAGGCUGCUGCUAGAGCUUACGACCUUGCUGCCUUGAAAUAUUGGGGACCUGGGACACUUAUAAACUUUCCGGUGACGGAUUACACCAGGGACUUAGAAGAAAUGCAAAAUCUCUCAAGGGAAGAAUACCUUGCAUCUCUACGUAGAAAAAGCAGCGGUUUCUCAAGGGGAAUAGCGAAAUAUCGUGGACUUCAAAGCCGUUGGGAUGCAUCAACCAGUCGGAUGCCUGGACCUGAAUACUUCAAUAACAUUCAUUAUGGGGCAGGUGAUGAUCGAGGAGCAGAAGGUGACUUUCUUGGUAGCUUUUGUCUGGAAAGAAAGAUUGAUCUAACAGGAUACAUAAAGUGGUGGGGAGUCAACAAAACCCGUCAACCAGAAUCUUCAUCAAAGGCAUCAGAGGAGACAAAGGUAGAAGAUGCCGGUACUGAGCUUAAAACACUGGAACACGCAUCCCAGGCAACAGAACCAUACAAAGCGCCAAACCUUGGUGUCUUUCGUGGCACUCCGAGAAAAGACAAACAAAUAUCAUCACCAUCCUCCACCUCUUCUGCUUUGAGCAUUUUGUCUGCGUCACCUGCUUACAAGAGCCUGGAGGAGAAACUGCUGAAGAUCCAAGAAAGCAGCACUAGAGAAAACGAUGAGAAUGCAAAUCGUAACAUCAUCAAUAUGGAGAAGAGUCAUGGCAAGGAAAUAGAGAAACCGGUGGCGAGUCACGGAGUUCCUCUAGGCGGUGCUGCUUUGUCUCUUCAGAAAAGCAUGUACCCACUUACCUCUCUCUUAACUGCUCCAUUGCUCACCAACUACAAUACAUUGGAUCCCCUCGCAGACCCAAUUCUCUGGACACCGUUUCUUCCCCCAGGAUCAUCUCAUACUUCAGAGGUGACAAAGACAGAGACAAGCUGUUCCACAUACAAUUACCUCCCUCAAGAGAAGUGA
This is a messenger RNA of Thlaspi arvense, 1272 nucleotides long. Lineage: Eukaryota; Viridiplantae; Streptophyta; Magnoliopsida; Brassicales; Brassicaceae. The record is from the annotation of a GenBank genome assembly.